Fundulus heteroclitus (mummichog) is the source of this 4558-nucleotide messenger RNA. RefSeq names its product polyhomeotic homolog 1 (gene phc1). The record is from RefSeq and is a predicted model, not a curated record. Gene Ontology annotation, cellular component: nucleus; PRC1 complex. Gene Ontology annotation, molecular function: protein binding; zinc ion binding. Bases 154 to 2517 code for a protein of 787 amino acids. The transcript has 14 exons. Lineage: Eukaryota; Metazoa; Chordata; Actinopteri; Cyprinodontiformes; Fundulidae.
AUAGCAAAAGAGUGGCAGGGGGCGGGGUUUCACUGCAGGCAACCCCCCCUAAAAGCUAACUCGUUCCCAGUUUAAAAUAGAUGUAAACAGCAUCACUGUGAUCAAUUUAUAUUCUCUGAAAAAGAACAGAAAAGCAUCAAGAGAGCAGCAAAUAUGGAUGCAGGUGAAGAACAAAACACAGGCAGCGCGAAUGGAAACCCGCAGGCGAGUGGGAACUCCCGGGCCCCCCAGAUAGCCCGCAUGUCUUUGUAUGAACGACAAGCUGUGCAGGCUCUCCAAGCGUUGCAAAGGCAACCCAACGCAGCCCAGUACUUCCAGCAGCUCAUGCUGCAGCAGCAGAUCAACACGGCUCAACUGCAAAACUUUGCUGUGCAACAGGCCACGCUUGCAGCCAGUCGCCAGUCCAAUACGCCGAGCAACAGCAUGUCGCAGGCGGCCACAACUGUCAAUUUAAGCACUACGUCUGCAGGUGGGACUAUGAGCAGCCCCCGUCCGCACGGCCCGGCUACCUCCGCAACGACAACAGCUCUCAACCAGUCGGUGCUGCUGGGGGGGAACUCUACAGGACAGGGACAGAUGUAUUUUAGGGUGAACCGCUCUCCGCUUGCCUCUCAGCUCAUCUUCAUGCCCGGUGGGACGACAGCCGCCGUAGCGACGGUCGCUCAGACGCAGACGCAGCCCCAACAGCAGCAGCAGCAGGACGCUGCUUCCACCACCAGCAUCGCCCAGACCGACAACGAUCAGGUGCAGAAUCUGGCUCUACACUGUGCCUCCAGCAGCAAAGCAGUGGCUGUAAAGGCUGAAAACGUAGAGAGGAAGGAUGCCGGAAGUUUUCCUCUCACUCAGCAGCAGCAGACGUUUCCUCAGACAGCUCAGCAGCAGCAAGUGCACCCACAGCAGCAGCAGCAACAGAUGGCCAAAGCCAGCUUUAACCAGCCGUCUGCCUCCAGCUCCCUGGCCGUGAAGGCCGGGAACCAGGCUGCCAUGGCCGUCCCUCCUGCUGCCUCCGUAACCCCGUCCUCCUCCUCCUCCUCGUCCGCCGCUCUCCCUCUAUCUCAGCUCCUCCUGUCCCCCUCUGCUGCCCCCGUCAUCCUGGUGCCAACUUCAAACGUCACCACCUCCGCCCAGGGCUACCCGAUCGGUUCCGUGGCGCCGAAAGCCAACAUGAACCCGCAGACUCUGGUGGUGCAGCCCCUGCAACAGGCGAGCGCCAACGCGGAGAAGGGCCCCGUCCCGAUACAGCCCAAGACGGCCCAGGGACACCGCUUACCCGCUCAGCUGUCCCCCCGGCAGCCACCCCCCAUUCUCCCGGCGCCGCCGAGCAGCAAUCAGGGCAACGCGGGGGGUCAGAACCCCUCACACAUCCCGGUCCAGCUGGUGGGAGCCAGGCAGGGCUUGGCAGCGAAUUCCCCGGCCGUGGCCCUGGCUCAGGCACGGGGCGCCACGGCGCAGGAGAGUCCAUCUGGUGUGGCCGUUUGUUCGGUGCCCAGCAGUAUGGCUAUGACAAAGCCGUCCGCCGGUUCUCUGAAGAGGAAAUCUGAGAGUGACGCGCCGAAUGAAGUGUCAGAAACAUCAGAUUCGGUCUCCAUGAAAGAGUCCGCUCCUCCUUUAUCUCCUGCCCCCACAAAGGACUUGGCUCUUCCUGUAGCUGCCACGUUCUCCUCUCCCCCCACCCUGUCCUUGCCUCUGCCCUUGUCCCGAGUCGGCCACGGGGACAAAGUUCCCCAGGCGGUGGUCAAACCUCAGGUUCUCACCCAUCUCAUCGAGGGCUUUGUUAUUCAAGAGGGAGCCGAGCCCUUCCCUGUCGCCGGACUCCUCAAAGACAGAGAUUUUGCCCUGGUUGGCCGCACAGAGAACGGCCCUCCGUUGUUGAAGUGCGAGUACUGUGGAUGCUUUGCUCCAGCCAGCCAGUUCAGGGGAUCAAAGAGGUUCUGUUCAAAUACUUGUGCUAAGAGGUACAACGUAAGCUGCAGCCAGCACUACAAGUCCAGCAGAGGGAGGAGUGGUGGGGGGCCGCCGCUGCCUCCGAACCCCACGGAGAACUCGUCUAAACGCAGGGGCCCUUCUCGUAGGGGCAGUUCAAAUAGCACCCACAGUAAAGUAUCAAGCAAGCAUCAUUCUGUCAAGUGUCACUCGGAGUCCAGUCGCUCGGAGGAUGUGUCCAGCGAGGGGGAGGAAGAGGAGGACGAUUCCUCCUCGCUGUCCAGAAGCUCCUCGCGCUCCUGCUCCAGGGCGGAGCACAGCGCUCCUCCCUCCGACUGCUCGGCGCCAGGAAGCCUCCCGAUCGAAGGCGCCAACUUCCUCUCCGCGAUGCCGUCUCAGUGGAGCGUGGCCGAAGUUUGCAAGUUCAUCUCCUCGCUUCAAGGUUGCGAGGAGCUGGCCGCCCAGUUUCUGUCGCAGGAGAUCGACGGCCAGGCUCUGCUGCUGCUGCGAGAGGACCAUCUAAUCUCCACCAUGAACAUUAAACUGGGUCCGGCUCUGAAGAUCUGUGCCUCGAUCAACAGUCUGCGCGACUGAUGGUUCUUUACUCGUUUCUGAUGUCUCAUAGGAUUUAACACUUGGACUUGAGCUUGUUGGAGAUUAUGUGGAGUUUUGUUUUUUGUCCAUAGACGGUUAUUCCCUAUCAAUCUGAAGGUGCUUUAAGAACAGAUCACCCAUUGGACAGUUCUCGUAACCUUUUAACCCAGUCCCUGCUCUUUUGCUGUGGUUCUUGCUUUAGGGUUGGAGCUUUCUUGAUAACCCAUGAGUGACAUAAAGGUGUGUGACUGAUGCAGUUAAAAGGUUGUGUUCAUCAGCUGAGCCACACUCGGUUUGCUUCUUAGUACUUCUUAAAAUGUUGGAGGGCUAAAAUGCCUACGGUUCUUUGCAAAGCUAUUCGCACCCCUAACACUUUUCCAUAUUUUGUCACAUUACAACCACAAACUUUGAUGUAUUUUAUUGGGAUUUCAUUUUCAACCAACACAAAGUAACAUGCGAUGGCACGGCCGCUUCCAAAGACGGGGAGUCAUUUGCUACAGGCUCACGGUAGAGGGCAACGCCCAGAACCGGAGCCCCCAGCCUUCAGAUUAGGGGCAAGAUUUAAAGGGUUGUUUUUGUGAAGAAAGAAUUCUGGCUGAUUUAAAUGUAAAAACGUUUAAUUUUCUUUUUAAUCGGCCUUGCAGGAAGACCAUAGAACAGGUUCGACAGCUAACCGUAAAGAAUUACGGUUGUGCUGUCUCGUAACUUCACAUUCCUACAAGGUUCGUGCUCCCCGCUGCUGCACACAGGAUCCGUGGCUGAAGAGGAGCGGCUGCGAAUUAAAUGAACCUGUAGAAUAUCAGCUGCUAAAGGAUGGCCCAUCGCAUUGAGAGCUUAGAUCUUAACACGUCACACAAGCCAAAGCCCAACACACGAACAAUUUUGGACCGCAGCAGGUAUGGAAAGCCAUAAGAGCCGUAAUUUAGAAGGAAAAAGACCCGAAAUUGAUAGUUGUGCAUGUGAAUAUUUUAAUAGAAAUUAAGAAAUGAAUCCAUCUCAGUCUUAGAUUAUUAAAGAAAUAUAUAUUUUUCUUUAAAUUAUUUGUAAUUAUUUAAUAAAUAUCUGAACUUGUAUCAGAACUUCAUGGCCAUGCGAUAACGACAUCCGGAAAUUAUGUAUGUGAUAACUUAUUUCAUUUGGGUAUUUGUGUGGCUGUUCGCUUCUUACUGCAGGGAAAAUCAUCUAGAAACUGUUCUAAACCAGAAAGUGUAAGAACGUGAAUGGCUGAAAGAAAGCGCCAGAACACAGUAUCAAUCAUGUGUUGAAUGUCUCUGUGACAUUCGUCCUCUGUGGGGGAUCCUCAGACCAACGUUUCGACAUAAGGGUCUGCACUAUGUUGGUCCAUCACCUAAAAUCCCGAUAAAAUACAUUGGAGGUAACGAGACAAAAUGUGGGGUGGGGGUUAAGGGGUGUCAUUACUUUCAUUUUGAAGGCACUGUAAAUAUAACACGGAGAUGGUAUUUUUUUUCUGGACUGAAUGGGCAGACUUGCGCAUACUGGUAUGUGUGAGCCGUCGAUAUUGUAAGCUGAAAUGUUCCUGUCAUCAGUGUUUGUCUUUUUCUUUCUGUCUGUCAGAAUUAGAAGCGUCGCAUGUAGAGGCCUCGAAAACCGUAAAUCUAAGCUCAUUCUGCUUAAAUAUUUCACCCGCCUUCGAACAGUAUUUUCAGGUCUUCAGUCUUCAGGCCGUCUGCAAAAGUUAACAUUUCUAUAUGUUCGGACUUUAGUUGUUUUCUGCCUAUGCUGCGUGUCAUAGAUGUCAACGCCAGGCUUCAAUCAUACAACAGACAAUGACACUCCACCAGCCUGGUGUUUCACUAGUUGUCAUUUUUGAAUAGUUCUAAAGAGUUUAGUUUUUUAUUUUCUUAUUUUUAUAGUACAAUCAGAAUUAUUUUUGUAAGGAAACCAUAUAGUUGUAGAAGCUUUACAAAAAAAAGUACCAAAAAAAAAAGUAGGUACUCCUCCUGCUCUGCUUUCAAGGGCUAAAAUGGAAGUGCUCUAUGUACCUGUAUGCAGUACUAUCAUUAAACAUGACACAUUACUG